AUGUCCAAUAUCCUAUCAGUGUUUAACCCACCCCCACCACGAGAUAUACCCGAGAAAGAAUAUAUAUAUUGUUUACCAUGUACCGCCAUCCAAGCAGCAGUUGGAUUAGGUCUCGGAUUUGUGCUUCGUUCACCAAAUCAAUUCAAGGAUCCAGUUACAGGGAAAAUAGAUCUUGUGAAGAACCCCCUUUGGUGGCAGCGGUCGGUCAGAAGUGCAGGAUUUAUACUUUUGGCAUUGGGGGCUUAUCGUGCUGGUGAAGUUGUAAAAGCCGUAUUUCAAAAGAAGUUUUGA
Lodderomyces parapsilosis is the source of this 291-nucleotide messenger RNA. RefSeq lists its product as uncharacterized. Bases 1 to 291 code for a protein of 96 amino acids. The transcript has a single exon. Lineage: Eukaryota; Fungi; Ascomycota; Pichiomycetes; Serinales; Debaryomycetaceae. The record is from RefSeq and is a predicted model, not a curated record.